CGACAGCGUGCGGCUGCGCGGAGUGGCUGACGGCAGAGCCGCGCUGCUCGCGGAGAGGUCACCCUGGAAACGGUGGAGGUUUUGGGGAGUGGGACUCGGUGGCACGAUGUGGCGCGUUUGUGCCCGACGGGCCCAUCGGGCAGCCCCGGGGGCAGGACUCGGAGCCCCGUGGGCCGCCCUGCGAGAGGGACCCGGAGCCCCGCGUGUGAGCCUGCGGUCCGGCCGCGCGCCGGCUCGUCCCAACAGCACGACGACCCCGGGCUGCGGCGGGGUCCGGGCCCUGGGCGGGUGGAGCCCCAGCUCCGCCGCCGCCGCCCCGCGGAACCGCUUCCUGCUGCAGCUCUUGGGGUCGCCGGGCCGCCGCUCUUACAGUCUCCCUCCGCAUCAGAAGGUUCCGUUACCUUCGCUUUCCCCGACAAUGCAGGCAGGCACCAUAGCCCGAUGGGAAAAAAAAGAAGGGGAAAAAAUCAAUGAGGGUGAUCUGAUUGCAGAGGUUGAAACUGACAAAGCCACAGUUGGCUUUGAGAGUCUAGAGGAGUGUUAUAUGGCAAAGAUUCUUGUUGCUGAAGGUACCAGAGAUGUUCCAGUGGGAGCUGUCAUCUGUAUCACAGUUGGAAAGCCUGAGGAUAUUGAGGCUUUUAAAAAUUACACGUUGGAUUCCUCUGCAGCACCCACUCCACAAGCAGCCCCGACACCAACUGCUGCAGCUGCUGCUUCGCCACCUGCACCUUCUGCACAAGCUCCUGGUAGCUCAUAUCCUAGUCACAUGCAGGUACUGCUUCCUGCCCUCUCUCCUACCAUGACCAUGGGCACAGUUCAGAGAUGGGAAAAAAAAGUGGGGGAGAAGCUAAGUGAAGGAGACUUACUGGCGGAGAUAGAGACUGACAAGGCCACGAUAGGUUUUGAAGUACAGGAAGAAGGUUAUCUGGCAAAAAUCCUGAUUCCUGAAGGUACAAGAGACGUCCCUCUAGGAACCCCACUUUGUAUCAUUGUAGAAAAAGAGGCAGAUAUAGCAGCAUUUGCUGAUUAUAGGCCAACUGAAGUAACUGACUUAAAACCACAAGCACCACCACCUACCCCACCCCUGGCGGCCACUGUUCCUCCAGCUCCCCAGCCUGUAAGCCCUGCACCCCCAGGCACUCCUGCUGCCCCAGCUGCUCCUGCUGGACCUAGGGGAAGGGUGUUCGUUAGCCCUCUUGCAAAGAAGUUGGCUGCAGAGAAAGGGAUUGAUCUUACACAAGUAAAAGGGACGGGACCAGAUGGCAGAAUCAUCAAAAAGGACAUUGACUCUUUCGUGCCUACUAAAGCUGCUGCUGCCCCGGCAGCAGCUGUGCCUCCCCCGAGUCCAGGAGCGGCGCCAGUCCCUGCAGGCGUCUUCACGGACAUCCCAAUCAGCAACAUCCGUCGGGUUAUUGCACAGCGGUUAAUGCAAUCAAAGCAGACGAUACCUCAUUAUUACCUUUCCAUUGAUGUGAAUAUGGGAGAGGUUUUGUUGGUGCGGAAAGAACUUAAUAAGAUAUUAGAAGGAAAAAGCAAAAUUUCUGUCAAUGACUUCAUCAUAAAAGCUUCAGCUCUGGCAUGUUUAAAAGUUCCUGAAGCAAAUUCUUCUUGGAUGGACACAGUUAUAAGACAAAAUCAUGUUGUUGAUGUCAGCGUUGCCGUCAGUACUCCUGCAGGACUCAUCACACCUAUUGUGUUUAAUGCACAUAUAAAGGGCCUGGAAACCAUCGCUAAUGAUGUUGUUUCUUUAGCAACCAAAGCCAGGGAAGGUAAACUGCAACCACAUGAGUUCCAGGGUGGAACUUUUACAAUCUCCAAUUUAGGAAUGUUUGGAAUUAAGAAUUUCUCUGCUAUUAUUAACCCACCUCAAGCAUGUAUUUUAGCAAUUGGUGCUUCAGAAGAUAAGUUGGUUCCAGCAGAUAAUGAAAAAGGAUUUGAUGUGGCCAGCAUGAUGUCUGUUACACUCAGCUGUGACCAUCGAGUUGUGGAUGGAGCAGUUGGAGCCCAGUGGCUUGCUGAGUUUAGAAAAUACCUUGAAAAACCCAUCACCAUGUUGUUAUAAUUAACCCAGGAAUUUUUAGACUCUUCCAGGUCACUUUGGUUCAUUCUUAUCAGGAUAUUUAUAUGUUAUUAAAUACAUGGUUCUUUUAAAGUUCACCAGUUAUUUUUAAUAUGGAGUCUUUCCAGAUAAAUUAUUUAUAAUGGCAUUGCUGAAUUUUUAAAUGCCAGUUAUUCCCAGAUACUGUUUAUAUUUAAUGAUUAAACACCAGAUUUGAAGCUGUGUACUUCCAGUCAAGGGACAUGUGCUAGCUUGGUGAUAAAUACUUCCAUCAGGAGAUACAGGACAGGCAGAAUUGUGCUUCCCUGGUGACAAAUACUAAAGUAACCUCGAUGACACUUUGCAGUUCAAAAUGUAAUUGCCUAAAAUUUCUUAGAUGUGAAGGAAAGAGAAAUUAGGAAAAUUACUUUUCUUAGGGGAAGGGUUUUUGUAUUAACCAUGGUUUCAAUUUUUCUGUUACACUGUUCUGCUUUGUUGUAUGUGGGAAAGGUAGGGGACUUCAAGGAAAAUAAGUGAAAUUUUAAAAGUCAGAAUUUUCGUAGACAUCUUCAAACAUUUAUUUUUGUAUCAGUCUUUAAAAGGAAUGAUUGCUUUCCCCUCUUAAGGUAAAGAUACAAACCAAUUUCUUGGUAUACACGAGGAUUUAUGUGGAUAUUUAUUUAAACGUUUUGAAUGUGUAAUUCAGAGAGGGGAAUUUUAUAGUUAACUUCAAGUAAAAGAGCAUGCUUAUACAAUUUAACAGAAUGUAAGAAGUUAUGGAAGUAGAAUUUUCCUGUAGGAUAGGAAAUUAUACAUGAACUUAGUUAUCAGAAUGUAUUACUCAAAUAACUGGAAAGCUCUAUGAAAUAAAUACAGAAUACAUGUAUAUAUGUAAAAUAGGGUGACGUGAGUUGGAUAUGUGCCAAAGUCUGUCACCAAGUGUUGUAAAGAAAAGGGGAUUAUUUGUGAAUGGGUUAGAAUGCGGAACAGUGAUGUCCUAGCAGUGCCUGUAUUCCUAGCUGUUCAGGAGGCUGAGGCUGGAGAGUCACUAGCCCAGGAAUUUGAGGCCAGCCAGGCAGUGUAGUGAGAUGUCUUAACAAUAAAAUAAAUGAUGCCCAAAAUGGUAAUUUCAGAAAAGAUAAAUGUGGUUUUAGAAGUGUUUCUUUCCACCCCAACAUCGUCUCAUGUAAAAUAAGAUAUCCCUAAGAUCCUGCUGGAGCGAACAAAAUUCAUUAGGUGGCUACCUCAUCAGCCCAUAUACUUAAAAAAUAUAUAUUUUUUUUUAAAUUGUGUUUUGCCUUUUGGAGGGAAGGAGGACAUGAUAUUUAGGAUAAUAAAAGUGAAUUGGGAACAUUACCACAAUUCCAGACUUCGUGUUGAAAUUGAUGCAUUUUAAUAAAUGUUUGGAAUUAUUUAUGACUAUUUUAAAUAAACCUGACCAGUGUUUCCUUGUAUGUGUAACAUGUGGAACUGUCACCCGAGAUUUGCUUUGUUUCAGUGUUGAAUUAUUUCUGAAUGUUCAUUACUACUUGACACAUAAGUGACACUCCAUACCUUCUACAAGCAUUCACUUUGCUAUAUUACUGUGAAAACAGUUCAGUACAUUAAUCUGACUUUUCAGUAAUGAGUACUUUUGGUUGAAGUGAAGAUUAUGUAAAAGUGUAAGUUUAUCACAAGGGACCAUCAUCAGUCUGGGCCAGAUCCAGUCCCACCAGAUGAAACUUCAAAAAUAAUUCAUUCUUUGCUAAUGUUUGUGGCUCUAUUCGUUCCCUUAAAGGAAAAAUAAAGUUACCAUCUAGUAAAAAUUGUUUGAAUUAAAAAUUUAUCUCGGUUAUAAUCUAAAUCUGGAGUCAGUAUAUUUAUCUUGCCAGAAAUGAAAGAAAGUUAGAAGUAGUAUUUUUGUUUAAAUAAGAUUAUUUAAAAGUUAAACUUUCUGUUUUCAAUAUGUUUGGUCUAAUUUUUGAUUUGCUGGGAAUUUCUUUCACAUUAAAUGAUUAAGAUCCAG
Messenger RNA from Chinchilla lanigera (long-tailed chinchilla), 4043 nucleotides. RefSeq names its product dihydrolipoamide S-acetyltransferase (gene Dlat). Gene Ontology annotation, molecular function: dihydrolipoyllysine-residue acetyltransferase activity. The record is from RefSeq and is a predicted model, not a curated record. Gene Ontology annotation, cellular component: pyruvate dehydrogenase complex. Lineage: Eukaryota; Metazoa; Chordata; Mammalia; Rodentia; Chinchillidae. The transcript has 14 exons. Gene Ontology annotation, biological process: pyruvate decarboxylation to acetyl-CoA. The coding region runs from base 107 to 2062 and encodes 651 amino acids.